AUGACGGCCAAAGGAGCGUUCGCUCCGGAGGUAUCAAUGAUUAAACAUAGGAGUCCAUCCAAAGAGAUAAAAUACUUUGAUGACUCGUCGAAUUUGUUGCUUUUACGUGAUAAUACUUUGUCUAUCUCCUUUGAUGAUGGUAAAUCAUUUGAAGUUGUUAAAGCCAUUAAAGAUGAAGUGAUAUACUUUGAAAUGGAUCCUUAUAACAACAAGAGAGCUUUUGCAAUGGCCUUAUCAAAAAGCCAAUAUAUGACUGAUGAUCAAGGUAAGACCUGGAAGAAGUAUAAUGUUGAUUUAUUUGAUUAUAAUGCAGAGGAAAUGGCAUCAAUUCCAAAAAUUUCUUUCAAUGCUGCCAAUUCUGAUUAUAUGAUGAUUUCAAAUUAUCAUUGUCCUCCAGGGGAAAAGUUGAGUCAUAGAUGCAAACAUAAAUACUUUUAUACUAAAGAUGGAUUCAAAACUGUUGAAAAAUUACCUAUUGAAGCCCAUAUUUGUAACUUUGCUAAAUCUACAAAGAGUUUUAAACAAGGGAAAGAUGAAAAUAUUAUGUGUACUACUAAUAAAUUGAAUUCAUAUGGUCAUAUUUUGGAAUCGCACUUAUACAAAUCAGAUGACUUUUACAAAUCCCAAAAGGAAUUGAACCCAAUUGAUUCUGCAACUGGUGCAAUUAUUGAUAUUAAAGUUGAAGAAAGUUUUAUUGUCGUGGUUCUGAAAAUGGACAAGUUUAACGAAAAAUCCAGGAUUAAUAUUCAUAUUUCUCGUGAUGGUGAAAAUUUUGAAAGAGCUGAUUUACAAGUAGAAGUAAAAUAUGGCGUUAUGUCAUUCUUACCCUCUUCUCCAUCAUCAUUGUUUUUUCAAAUUUUAGAUUAUGCUAGUAGGAAAUUCCAAGCUUCUACGUUUUAUUCAUCGGAUUCUUCAGGAUUGCAUUAUAAGAAACUUUUGGAAGAUGUGGCAGGUGGUAAUGUUCAAAAAGUUCAGAAUAUAGAUGGUGCAUGGAUUGCCAAUAUUGGAGUUGAGUCACAAAAUCUGGAUGAUCAGGAUGAUAAAUCAUUUUUAGAUUAUCUUAUUGGAGGCACCUUCAAGAAAGAUAUAGUGACUAAAUUUUCCUUCAACGAUGGGGCCGAUUGGAGUCUAUUAAAAUUGAAUGGAGAUAGCGAUUGUGAUGUUGAAAAAGGGUGUUCUGUACAUUUAUGGGAGAAUUCAGAACUUGACAGUUCUGGAAAAUUCGUAACUGGUCCAACUCCAGGUAUAUUGUUAGGUGUGGGUAAUUCAGGCACUAAAUUAACUCAUGAUUUUUCAAAGAUGAAAACUUUUGUAUCUAGAGAUGGAGGUGCUACUUGGGAUAAAGCAUUCGAUUUCCCAUGUGUAUUUUCAUUUGGUGAUCAAGGAAAUGUUAUUCUUGCUGUGCCAUAUAAUUCAAAGAAAGAAUUCGAAACUUCCAAAAAACUUCAUUAUUCUUUGGAUCAAGGGAAAUCUUGGGAAUCCUUCGAAUUAGAACAUCCUAUUUAUCCAUUAGUCAUCUUAACCACUGUUGAUGGAACGUCUCGUAAGUUUGUGAUUACGGGUGUUGACCAAAUUCACAAGGACCAAGCUUCUGAGUAUGUCUAUAGUGUUGAUUUUUCAAAGGCUUUUGAUGAUAAAAAAUGUUCCGAUGAUGAUUUUGAAGAAUUUUAUGCCAGAGUUACAUUAGAUAAUGCACCAAUAUGUGUCUAUGGACAUCGUGAGAAGUUUAUGAGAAGAAAGCAAGACGCAAAAUGUUUUGUGAAUAAAUUAUUUGAGGAUGUUAAAGUGAUUGAUGAUCCUUGUCAAUGUAGAGAGUGGGAUUUCGAAUGUGCUCCAGGUUUCCAAAAAUCUGAGAAAAAUGAACUUGUUUGUGUUCCUGAUCCAAAGCAAUUGACAAAAUUAUGUAUAGGAAAAUCACAAGUUAAAUUACCAGAUAAGGUAUUAAUGGCCGAAAAUAAAUGUGAUAUGGGUAAGAAAAAGCUUAGCGACUUCGUGUCUGAAGAAUCCAUUAAAUGUUCGGACUACGUGGAUGAACCAGGAUCUGGAAAUGGUGGUUCAAAUAAAGGUGAUGCCCAUGAAGUUGUGGUUGAAUUGACUACUUUCGAAGGAGAAUUGGCACAAUACUCGUAUAUUGAUGAAUCUAAAGAUUUUGGAGCUGAUAAUGUUGUCUUGAAAACUACUAGUGAGUACGCAUAUGUUUCAAAUAAUGGUGGUGUAAGCUUUACCAAGAUUCCAGUAUAUGAAAGAAUUUUAGGAUUCUUUGUAGGGCCAAUACCGGGACAACUUAUUUUAGCUACUGAUACUGAUAUUAUUUACGUUUCCGAUGAUGGUGGAUCAACCUUUGUCAAGCAAAAAGCACCAAGGAAACCGCAUCCAAGUGUUGGUCGUGCUGUUGCUUGGCAUAGCACCCAAGCUCAUAGAUUCCUCUGGUUUGGAAGCGAUUGUGCAGACAAUGACAGUAUGAGAGAUUGUUCCAUUACCGCCUAUUUAACUGAAGAUUCAGGUGAAAGCUUUGUUAAAUUGAAAGAAAAUGUUCAAACUUGUGAUUUUGUUGGAGCUGUAUUUGAUAAACCGGAUAAUGACUUGAUCUUUUGUUCGGUGGAAGAAGAUCGUAGAUUGGCUUUACAUUCGUUAACUACCAAAGACAAAGAAUCAAAAAAGCUUUUUGACAGUACUGUGGGAUAUGCAGUCACCGGUAAUUUUGUCGUCGUUGCGACAGUCAAUGAAAAGAAACACGCUCUUCAAGCUAAAGUUACUGUUGAUGGUAAAGUAUUUGCCGAUGCUGAUUUCCCUCAUGAUUUCCAUGCCGAUUAUCAACAAGCUUAUACAAUUUUGGAUUCAAAAUCAAAAGCCAUCUUUAUUCAUGUUACAACAAACGCUGAUCCAAACUUCGAGUAUGGUACUAUCUUGAAAUCAAAUUCUAACGGUACUUCAUACGUUUUAUCCUUAGAAAAUGUUAAUAGAAAUAGAGUGGGAUAUGUCGAUUAUGAUAGAAUUGAAGGAUUGGAAGGUGUGAUCAUUGCUAAUGUUGUAAGUAAUGCAAACGAAAAAUCUGGUUCCAAGAAAUUACAAUCCAAGAUUUCUCGUAAUGAUGGGAGUGAAUGGAACUAUCUUGCUCCUCCGGCAAUUGAUUCCAAGGGUAAGAAAUAUAAAUGUACUGGUUCUCCAUUGAAUAAAUGUGCUUUACACUUACAUGGUUUCACAGAACGUCCAGACUACCGUGACACAUACUCUUCUGGCUCCGCUACUGGAUUCUUAAUCGGAGUUGGAAGCGUUGGUGAACAUUUAGAAGAUUAUUCCAAAUCGUCAACAUUCUUGAGUAAAGAUGGAGGAGUGACUUGGAAGGAAGUUCAGGAUGGUGUGUACAUGUGGGAGUAUGGUGAUAGAGGAACUAUUUUGGUCCUUGUGGAAGCUACAAAGGCCACCGAUAAAUUGUUAUAUUCAUUAGAUGAAGGUGAAUCAUGGAAUGAAUUCAAGUUUGCUGAUAGAGAAGUCAAUAUCUUAGAUUUAGCAACCGUUCCAACUGAUACAUCAAGAAAAUUCCUUAUCCUAGCCAGAGAUGGUGGUUCAGCUACAUUGUCAUAUUCCAUUGAUUUUACCAAUAUCCAUAAACGUCAAUGUCAAUUGAACUUAGAUAAUCCUGAAAAGGAUGACUACACAUAUUGGACUCCGGGUGAUGGCUGUUUGUUCGGACAUGAAUCUAAAUACUUGCGUCGUGCUAUUGGACAUAAUGACUGUUUUAUUGGAAGUGCUCCAUUGGCAGAAGGCUUCACAGUGACUAGAAAUUGUACAUGUACAAGACAAGACUACGAAUGUGACUACAAUUAUUACCGUGAUGAUAAAGACAAUACCUGUAAAUUAGUCCAGGGUUUAACCCCUCAAGGUCGUAUGAAGGAAAUGUGUAACAAGGAAAAUGCAUUUGAAUACUUUGAAUCUACUGGAUACCGAAAAAUCCCAUUAUCUACAUGUUAUGGUGGAAGGCAAUUUGACAAUUGGAAUCCAAAGGCAUGUCCAGGUAAAGAAAAAGAAUUCAAUCAACAUUAUGGUAAAGAAGUCACUGGUCAUAAAUUAUUUGCAGUGGUAUUUGUCCCAUUGUUGAUCUUUAUCAUUGCGACUUGGUUUGUAUAUGAUCGUGGAAUUAGAAGAAAUGGUGGGUUUAAGAGAUUGGGACAAAUCAGAUUAGACUUGGAGGAUGAUGGUGGAUUUGACCCAAUUGAAAAUAACCAAGUUGACGUAGUGGUGAAUAAAAUUGUCAGAGGUGGUAUCUUUGCAGCUGCUGUUGUCAUUGCCUCUGUAAAGACAAUCAUAAAGAUAGAUAAAAUGUUAUUAGAAAGAGUCAGUGGAUUUGUGUUUAAUAGACCAGGUACUAGAAGCUAUGUCAACAUACCUGACUUUGACGAUGAAGAAGCAGAAUUGUUUGGAGAUUUCCAAGAUAAUAUCGAUGAUGAAAUUGAAGAGGGUGCUAGAAUCAGUGAAGACUUUUCUAGACAUGAUAACCCAUUCCAAGAUGAAAUAGGUGACGUUGCCGAAGAAGCUAGUGUUGAACCAGAAGCAAACAAUUCAAACGAAAGACUUUUUGACAUUGAUGACGAAGAAGAAGCACCAACUCCAUCAAGGUGA
Messenger RNA from Hemisphaericaspora subhashii, 4620 nucleotides. It is a transcript of the gene PEP1, whose product is annotated as type I sorting receptor. The transcript has a single exon. The record is from RefSeq and is a predicted model, not a curated record. Gene Ontology annotation, molecular function: protein binding. Gene Ontology annotation, cellular component: Golgi apparatus; membrane. Bases 1 to 4620 code for a protein of 1539 amino acids. NCBI's taxonomy places the organism in Eukaryota, Fungi, Ascomycota, Pichiomycetes, Serinales, Debaryomycetaceae. Gene Ontology annotation, biological process: Golgi to endosome transport; Golgi to vacuole transport; protein targeting to vacuole.